UUUUCUUUUCUUUUUGUUUUUCGUCUGAAUUGGAAGCAAUCUCAGAAAACUAUGCCUUUCGUCCCCAUGCGAGACACCCUUGUUUAAAGUCUCAGUUUUCCCCCCUCCCCUGAGAGUGUGGCUCGCAAGCCUUAUAAGAAGCACGUCCGUUAUAUACAUCCAAACACAAGGAGGGGCAACGAUGGAGGAAGUGCUCACGAACUCGGUACCCUUGACGUUUCGGGAGGCAGCAUCAGGCAUCCUUGGAUCAAUAUCUUUGGCUUGUUGGAUAUUUCUCCUAGUCCCACAAUUGAUAGAAAACUACAGAUGCGGGAGCGCAGAAGCCAUAUCAAUCACAUUCCUUCUUGUAUGGUUCCUAGGCGACUUGACAAACCUGAUCGGCGCGCUGUGGGCUCACUUGGUCCCCGUCGUCAUCGCCAUUGCGGUCUACUUUUGCAUAGCAGACGGCGUCCUGAUAAGCCAGUGCGUCUACUAUAAUAUUCAGAAUGCACGCAGAGCUGCUCGCUACCGCCGCUUAUCGAGCACAGUUUCUGACACCCCUGAUCCGACUACGCCCCUGCUGAGCCGACGGAUGAGUGAAAACACGGGCCUUCCCGGGUCGCGGCGAAGAUCGUCUGCCUCAUUGCGACGAAUGAGUAGCCACCGCUCUGCGGUCCAACGGAGAGAUUCGUUGGCAAAGAUUUUGGAGGAGACGGAACCAAGAAGCGUUUGGCUGAAGAAUAUAUCCAGCGUUUUGGGAAUCUGCGCGACGGGUGUCGUAGGCUGGGCUAUUGCGUGGCAAACGGGGGUGUGGAAACCCGUUGCGCAAACUGGACCUGAACGUUCUGGAGAAGUUGCGCUAGGAGCGACAAUUUUGGGAUAUAUCAGUGCGAUUUGCUAUUUAGGUGCGAGAAUUCCACAAAUUAUUAAGAAUUACAGGGAGAAAUCCUGUGAAGGGCUUUCAUUAUUAUUUUUUUUAUUCUCUUUGUUAGGCAACGCAUCAUAUGGCGCAGGGAUUUUGUUUCAUUCAACCGAAAAGGAAUAUUUCAUCACCAAUCUCCCGUGGCUUAUCGGAUCUCUAGGUACCAUGGUGGAGGACGUCACAAUUUUCGUGCAGUUCCGUAUAUAUGCCAACCCCAAUGGAUCGUCGGCCAUCGUAUAAUGCAAAGCGGGUUUCUCUUGAUUCCUUUACCUUGUAUAUAUGUGUAUCAUUAAAAAAAAAAGGCGGCAUAGAAGGGAAACCAGCGACGGUGCACAUUCACUUUUAUUUGGCGAUAGCGCUAGCUCAUAACGACAUGACAUAAAAACAAGUAAUCAUAUC
Coccidioides immitis RS is the source of this 1300-nucleotide messenger RNA. RefSeq names its product vacuolar membrane PQ loop repeat protein. NCBI's taxonomy places the organism in Eukaryota, Fungi, Ascomycota, Eurotiomycetes, Onygenales, Onygenaceae. Bases 182 to 1141 code for a protein of 319 amino acids. Gene Ontology annotation, cellular component: fungal-type vacuole membrane. Gene Ontology annotation, biological process: basic amino acid transmembrane export from vacuole. The transcript is spliced from 5 exons. The record is from RefSeq and is a predicted model, not a curated record.